This is a messenger RNA of Choloepus didactylus (southern two-toed sloth), 2192 nucleotides long. It is a transcript of the gene UBQLN2, whose product is annotated as ubiquilin 2. Gene Ontology annotation, biological process: autophagosome assembly; regulation of macroautophagy. NCBI's taxonomy places the organism in Eukaryota, Metazoa, Chordata, Mammalia, Pilosa, Megalonychidae. Gene Ontology annotation, molecular function: polyubiquitin modification-dependent protein binding. The record is from RefSeq and is a predicted model, not a curated record. Gene Ontology annotation, cellular component: cytosol.
CCGCGGAGGCCCAGAAUCGUGAGCGUGGAGACUUCGGCCCCUGGCCUACGCCGAGCCUUUCACCACCGGAGGACCAGGAACCGGAGGACGCAGCCUUCAUCACAGAGGUGCUGUGCUCUGCGCUCCCUGCCCAGCCCGGCUCUGCCCGUUGCGGCGGCGCCUCCUUCCUUUCUCCCCUCGCUCUCUCGCCCGCCCGCGCCUUGCCUGCCCGCCUGCGUCACCGCAGCCGCCAUGCCUGAAAACGGCGAGAGCAGCGGCCCUCCGCGCCCCUCCCGCGGCUCUCCUGCGGCCCAAGGCCCGGCUGCUGCCCUGGCCGAGCCCAAAAUCAUCAAAGUCACUGUGAGGACUCCGAAAGAGAAAGAGGAGUUCGCGGUGCCUGAGAAUAGCUCGGUACAGCAGUUUAAAGAAGCGAUUUCGAAACGCUUCAAGUCCCAAACCGAUCAGCUAGUGCUGAUUUUUGCCGGAAAAAUCUUAAAAGAUCAAGAUACCUUGAUCCAGCAUGGCAUCCGUGAUGGACUAACUGUUCACCUUGUCAGCAAAAGCCAGAACCGACCCCAGGGCCAGUCCACUGAGCCUAGCAGUGCCGCGGGAACUAAUAUUACCAGGGCGUCGACUCCCAGGAGUGACUCCACAAUGAUUUCUACAACUAGCAACCCAUUUGGAUUGGGGAGCCUGGGAGGACUUGCAGGCCUUAGCAGCCUAGGUUUGAGCUCGACUAGUUUCUCUGAGCUCCAGAGCCAGAUGCAGCAGCAGCUAAUAUCCAGCCCUGAGAUGAUAAUCCAAAUAAUGGAAAAUCCCUUUGUUCAGAGCAUGCUUUCGAAUCCCGAUCUGAUGAAGCAGCUCAUUAUGGCCAAUCCACAGAUGCAACAUUUGAUUCAGAGAAACCCAGAAAUCAGUCACCUGCUCAACAACCCUGAUAUAAUGAGUUAGACCCUCGAAAUCGCCAGGAAUCCAGCCAUGAUGCAAGAGAUGAUGAGAAAUCAAGACCUGUCUCUGAGCCAUCUCCAAAGCAUCCCAGGUGGCUACAGUGCUCUAAGGCGCAUGUACACUGACAUUCAAGAACCAAUGCUGAAUGCGGCACAAGAGCAAUUUGGGAGUAAUCGGUUUGCCUCCGUGGGGAGCAGUUCCUCCUCCGGGGAAGCUACGCAGCCUUCUCACACAGAAGAAAAUCGAGAUCCACUGCCCAAUCCAUGGGCACCACCACCUGCUACCCAGAGUUCUGCAACCACCAGCACGGCCACCAGCAGUGGCAGUGGGUCUGGCAGUAGCUCCUGCAAUGCUGCUGGGAACACUGUAGCUGCAGCCAGUUAUGUUGCUAGCGUCUUCAGUACCCGUGGUAUGCAGAGCCUGCUGCAACAGAUAACUGAAAACCCCCAACUGAUUCAGAAUAUGCUGUCUGCACCCUACAUGAGAAGCAUGAUGCAGUCGCUAAGCCAGAAUCCAGAUCUGGCUGCCUAGAUGAUGCUGAACAACCCGCUGUUUACAGGAAAUCCUCAGCUGCGGCAGAUGCGUCCUCAGCUCCCAGCUUUCCUGCAGCAGAUGCAGAAUCCAGACACACUGUCAGCCAUGUCAAACCCAAGAGCAAUGCAGGCUUUAAUGCAGAUCCAGCAGGGGCUACAAACAUUAGCUAGGGAAGCACCUGGCCUCAUUCCAAGCUUCACUCCAGGUGUGGGGGUGGGGGUGCUGGGAACCGCCAUUGGCCUGGUAGGUCCAGUCACUCCCAUAGGCCCCAUAGGCCUCAUUGUCCCCUUUACCCCCAUAGGCCCCAUUGGGCCCAUAGGACCCACUGGCCCUGCAGGUCCUUCUGGCCCUGCCGGCCCUACUGGGCCCACUGGGCUCACAGUUUCUAGCUCUGCACCCAGUGAAACCACUAGCCCAACUUCAGACUCUGGACCCAACCCUCAGUUCAUUAAGCAAAUGGUGCAGGCUCUGGCUGGAGCAAAUCCUCCACAGCUGCCGAAUCCAGAAGUGAGAUUUCAACAACAACUGGAACAGCUCAACGCAAUGGGGUUCUUAAACCUUGAAGCAAACUUGCAGGCCCUGAUAGCAACAGGAGGCGAUAUCAAUGCAGCCAUUGAAAGGCUGCUUAGCUCCCAGCCAUCAUAAUUGCAUUUCUGUUCCCGGAAAAAUAUGUAUCUUAUUUUUGAUAAUGGCUCUUAAAUCUUUAACACACACACACACACACACACACA